CUCACGGAGUUAGCAUCGUUGAUCGUAUCCGAGUAUAGUUCAAGAUGACUGGUCGCGGUAAGGGAGGAAAGGGACUGGGAAAAGGAGGAGCAAAGCGCCAUAGGAAGGUUUUGCGUGAUAACAUCCAAGGUAUCACCAAGCCAGCCAUUCGUCGAUUGGCUAGACGUGGCGGCGUCAAGCGUAUUUCUGGCUUGAUCUACGAAGAGACCAGAGGUGUCCUAAAAGUCUUUCUGGAAAACGUCAUUCGUGAUGCUGUGACCUAUACCGAACACGCCAAGAGGAAGACUGUAACAGCUAUGGACGUGGUCUACGCUCUGAAACGUCAAGGAAGAACCCUCUAUGGUUUCGGUGGUUAAUUCUAUCACCGCUCUAUCACUUCUCAAAAUCAAGUCGCAACGGCCCUUUUCAGGGCCAACAAUUUGUCAAUACGUCGGAAUUUUCUCUAAAAGCAUAUUUGUGUGCUACAUACAUAACUGAAAUAAUUAAAGGUUACGUAUAUAUACGUGCUCUUCAAAUUUUAGUGAAUGUUUA
This is a messenger RNA of Trachymyrmex septentrionalis, 531 nucleotides long. Its product is annotated as histone H4. The transcript has a single exon. The record is from RefSeq and is a predicted model, not a curated record. Gene Ontology annotation, biological process: nucleosome assembly. The coding region runs from base 45 to 356 and encodes 103 amino acids. Lineage: Eukaryota; Metazoa; Arthropoda; Insecta; Hymenoptera; Formicidae. Gene Ontology annotation, cellular component: nucleosome. Gene Ontology annotation, molecular function: DNA binding; protein heterodimerization activity; structural constituent of chromatin.